AGACAGAGAGACUGAGAGAAGUCGUACGAGUACUGAGAAAAAAAGCUCUGGUUUUUCAUCUGCAACUCCCUCUCUCUCUCAGAAUCCCUCCGUCGCCAUGGAUUUCCAGAUCCAUGGCGUCUGUCGUCUCAUCCUCACCGUCUGUCUUAUCUCCUUCGCAUCUCUCUCAUCGGCAUUGCCAUCAACAUCUCAGCCAUCCAAUUCCAGUGGCGCGAUCAACUCGAAUUCCGUCCUCGUGGCCCUCCUCGAUUCCCACUACACCAUCCUCUCGGAGCUCGUUGAGAAGGCUCUCCUCCUCCAAACCCUAGAAUCGGCCGUUGGGGCCCACAACAUCACGAUCUUCGCCCCUCGCAAUGAAGCUCUCGAUCGCGAUCUUGAUCCCGAGUUCAAGCGUUUCCUGCUCGAGCCACGCAAUCUCCGCUCCCUCCAAACGCUCCUCAUGUACCACGUCAUCCCCACCCGCAUCCCCGCCGAUGAAUGGCCGACAUCUGACGCCGAUCAUCGGACCCUCUCGAGCGACCCCAUCCGUCUGUUACCCAACCAGAAGAUCGAUCUCGCCAAUGUCAUCCAUCCAAACGCCAUCGUCCGACCUGAUGGAGUCAUCCAUGGGAUCGAACGGCUGCUGAUCCCCCGUUCUGUGCAGGAAGAUUUCAAUCGGCGGCGUAGCCUAACUUCGAUUUCAGCCGUCCUUCCCGAGGGCGCGCCGGAGGUCGAUCCCAGGACGAACAGAUUGAAGAAGCCGGCUCCGGUGCCGGCGGGUGCCCCACCUGUACUCCCGGUCUUCUACGCGAUGGCGCCGGGGCCUGAUCUCGCCCCCGCCCCUGCCCCUGGCCCGGGUGGGGCCCACCGAUGGUUCGAUGGAGAAAGCCAGGUGAAGGAUUUCAUCCAAACCCUCCUGCAUUACGGUGGAUACAACGAGAUGGCUGACAUCUUAGUCAAUCUCACCUCAUUAGCCACUGAGAUGGGCCGAUUGGUGUCGGAAGGGUACGUCCUGACCGUCCUUGCGCCGAACGAUGAAGCGAUGUCCCGCCUCACGACGGACCAGUUAUCGGAGCCAGGCGCGCCUGAGCAGAUCAUGUACUACCAUCUGGUCCCGGAGUAUCAGACGGAGGAGAGCAUGUACAAUGCGGUCAGAAGGUUCGGGAAGAUCAGCUACGACACGCUGCGGGUCCCACACAAGGUGGUGGCCCAGGAGGCGGACGGAUCAGUGAAGUUUGGGCAUGGGGAGGAGGCCGCUUAUCUGUUCGAUCCAGAUAUCUAUACGGACGGUCGGAUUUCAGUGCAGGGGAUCGAUAAGGUCUUGUUUCCGCCAGAGGCUGCAGAGACGUCGACGGUGCCAGUGUCGCCUGCAGAGAGGAAGGUGGUUGCGAAGCCCAGACGAGGGAAAUUGCUAGAAGUGGCUUGUAAAAUGCUGGGGGCAUUUGGGCAGGACUCUCUUCUCACCACAUGCCAAUAAGCAAAAUACCCCCUUGAAAACCAGAAGAUGUAUAAAAGAAGAAGCAGAAAAUCCUUGGAAGCGGACGUGAGAAAGUGAUUUUUUUUUUUUUUUCCAUCUGGUAAUUCUUUUUUUGUUCAAACAACCGUGGGGAAUAAUGAAAAAAAAAAAAAAAACAGAAAAUUAGGGAAUUGGCGUGUUUGAUCUGUGGGCCAUGGUGGCGUAUAGAAAUUUCUAAGAUCCCCACCGUUUAAAAAAAAGAAAAAAAAAAGAAAGAAAAGAAAACAGUGAGAGAAUCUUCCGUGUAUAAAUAAAGUGAUCAUAUCAUUUUAUUUUUUUUUGUGUAUGUUAUUGUCAACUAGUGGUAGCUGCAGCGGCUGUCUUUGUAUUAUUAUAGUUGUUUUGGUAUGGAGUCGUGACAGAGCAUUGCCUUCA
Magnolia sinica is the source of this 1870-nucleotide messenger RNA. Its product is annotated as fasciclin-like arabinogalactan protein 17. The transcript is spliced from 3 exons. The record is from RefSeq and is a predicted model, not a curated record. The coding region runs from base 98 to 1456 and encodes 452 amino acids. NCBI's taxonomy places the organism in Eukaryota, Viridiplantae, Streptophyta, Magnoliopsida, Magnoliales, Magnoliaceae.